Molecule: messenger RNA, 1866 nt
Organism: Calliphora vicina (urban bluebottle blowfly)
Lineage: Eukaryota; Metazoa; Arthropoda; Insecta; Diptera; Calliphoridae
Product: stabilizer of axonemal microtubules 1
Exons: 3
Coding region: 211-1776 (521 amino acids)
Cellular component (GO): sperm flagellum; ciliary basal body; centriole
Molecular function (GO): microtubule binding
Source: RefSeq, a predicted model, not a curated record
UCAAAUGUAAAUUUCAAGCAAUUUGUUUUCAAAUAUUUCGAACACCAAAUUCUGUAGAAUUUUUUUUCGGUUGUGCAUUUGUCAAUUUGUAUAAUUUCUGUGAUUUCUUGUUAAAAAUUUAUCAAAAUUUAUAACUUCCAACUAAAAACGCAGGAAUAUUAAGAAGAAAAUUUCCAACAAAACCAAAUAGAGACAAGAAAUAACAAAAUUAUGUGUGAUCAAGUUAUAUGUGAAGUUCCCGAAGAAUGCACUCUAAAUGCAAAUCCCUGCGAUGCUGCAGUUGCUGCUGGCAACUAUUGCGGCGACUUUUGCCCCCCUCGUUGUGAACCUUGUCAAGCUCCUUUGGAAUAUCCGUCGUGUCCUCCGGUAGGUGAAUAUAAUUCAAGAUGUGAUUGUGGCGACUAUGCGGGAUGUUGUUAUCAACAACCCUCUAGAACUUUACCCAUAAAACCACAAACCUGUAUUAUGCGUGCCACCGAACCUCUAGAAACCGAAACUAUUUACAAACGUUCUUAUCCCGGCAAUUAUGGUGAUACCUUCAAAGCAAAACCUGUUAAGCCAUACAAUAAUAUUUCCUCAAUUAAGGAACCCAUGGAAAAAUGCACCAUACAAAAAUUGUCGUAUAUGCCUCACCCGUGUGUGGCUCGUGUUGAACCCAUAAGGCCCCGAGAUAAUUGUUUAAAUUUUACAGGUCCUUUAUAUGCCAUAACCUCACAGAAACAUGAUUUUAUGCCCAAGGGUUAUUGUAGAAGAGAACCCAUUAAGCCUAGUAAUGGCAUAUGGAAGUCGUGUGAUCCUUUAGAACAUUGCACAGUCAAUAGACUUUCCUAUAUGCCCGUGGAUGUGUGCAAGAACCCACCUCCUAGACCUAUAGUACAAACAUAUAAUUAUAUACGUCCUACUGCACCCGGAGAACAGUGUACUAUACAAAAGUUGAGUUAUUUGCCAGUGUGUUUGCCUGCCAAGGAACCCAUGCCUUGGGCAGAAAAAUCUCGUUGUCCACCACCUAAAUAUGAAAAUCUAGUCAGUACCUACAAUUUGAGUUACAUACCGAAUUGUAAUAGCCAUCGUAUAGCGCCCAUAAUGCCUAUGAACGGCCUCAAGUUCCUGGGCACAGACUGUAACGAUGGAAAUACCGUUUACAAACUUAGUUAUAUUGGCAACGAUGCCCGUUGCUGUCGUCCUGCUCCCAUUCUACCCCUAAAUAGCCUACAUAUGCCCACCGGUCCUAUGGAGAAGUGUACAGUACAGAAAUUAUCAUAUCAACCAAACUAUUGUACUGGUCGCACUGCUGCCAUAAGACCGCGUGAGAACUGUAUAAAACCUUCGGGACCCAUGUACUUUAUGACAACCCAAAAACAUGAUUUUGUUCCGAAACCAAUUUGUCGUCGUGGCACUAUUAAACCGCCUUCCUUAAUUUGCCGUCCUUCGGGUGGUUUGGAGAAGUGUACUGUUAAUAAAUUAUCCUAUAUGCCGGUUAAUGUUUGUGAACAUCGUCGUCCUGCGCCUGUAAAACCACCAACAGGUAUUUGUCGUCCUCAGGGGUCAAUGGAAAAGUGUACUACCUAUAAAUUGAGUUAUAUACCGAAUUGCAUAGGACCUAAGGAACCAUUACCAUGGGCCAGAGCCUCAAGUUAUGUUAAGCCAACAGCACCGAUAGAAAAAUGCACCAUACAGAAAUUGAGUUAUGGUCCUCCGGGAACGUUUAACAGAUGUGGAGCUUGUUGUAAUCAAAACAAUAAUAACUCCAGAUUUCCUAAGGCGGGUAUUUGUUAAAAGAAGCAAGAAUUUCUUGAACUUAUUUUUUUAAAUAGCUGUAUUUUUCCCCAACCUUUGAAACAGUAAAUAAAUUUGUCCAAAACUAUA